This is a messenger RNA of Glossina fuscipes, 5630 nucleotides long. It is a transcript of the gene Usp47, whose product is annotated as ubiquitin carboxyl-terminal hydrolase 47. Gene Ontology annotation, cellular component: nucleus; cytosol. The transcript is spliced from 10 exons. Gene Ontology annotation, molecular function: cysteine-type endopeptidase activity; cysteine-type deubiquitinase activity. Gene Ontology annotation, biological process: protein deubiquitination. Lineage: Eukaryota; Metazoa; Arthropoda; Insecta; Diptera; Glossinidae. The record is from RefSeq and is a predicted model, not a curated record. Bases 896 to 5458 code for a protein of 1520 amino acids.
ACAAGUAAAAAUAUAAAUAACUCCAGCAGAAACGAAAGAAAGAAAACCUAAUGCUGCAUUAUACAUCUGACUCGCUAGAAUCGAACAAUUGAGUAAUCGUUUUAAUUGAAUUUGAGAAUUUCAUUUCGAAAAAUAUUUUCAGAAAAUUCUUUAAAAAUCGCUUAAUUGCAUAUUUGUCCAAUUUUCAUUACUCUUUUUCUUUUCCCCAAUUUCGGAAAGUAAUCUUCGGUUGCUUUCUAAUUUCUCUUUGACUACAUAUUUAUGGAUAUUUGCUUGCAUAUCGUCGGCACACAUGAUCAGAAUACUUAAUAAUAUGCUGUAAACAAAAUGUGUGCAAAUAUGUAUGUAUGCAUACGCAUAUAUAUAUAUAUAGAAACGUAUCCAUCUGCAUUCGAUAAUAUACGCAUAAUAAGGAUCAUAAUCCUUUAACUAACUACGGCAGCUAAGUAUAAUUGAUAGAUGGGGAGACCUCUUGAUGCAAGCUUUCUCAUCCAAAAAGGUUCAUAUUAAUGCAAUCGUCAUAUUGCUCUUGUUUUCCAUUCAUAUGAAACAUGCAUGCCCUCGGCCAGCCGCUCGCUGAGUAUAUCAUCGUUGUCGUUGUCGUUGUCGUUGUCGUCGUCGUCGUCGUCUGUGUCAUUUUGGCCUAAAGCCAACUAUUUUCAUUUAGCAAAGUAACACAGCACUCUUGCUUCCUGUGUUCAAAAUUAUUUAAAGAAUAGUCAAAUAAAACAAAAAGCAGCAACUGUUACCGGUAAACUAUGAACGCACGUACAUAUACCACAUACAGAGUAAAUGGGCGAACGUUAAUGUAGCGCCUGAAUGCUCUCAUGCAUGCGCAAUAAACAAAUGUAAAGCAAUUUUAUAAGCACUCCGAAGUAAUGAUGGCUAAGGCGGUAUGAUGAAAAUCCUUACUAUCCUUAAAAUGCAAGAUUAUCCGGACGGUAACGCUAUGGUUCAACUUGAUCACGAGAAUUCAAUACAAUGCGUUGUGCAUGACAAGACGCCCGACUCUGAGCAAAGGAAAAUUAAUAUUGUGGUACGACCCCCCUAUACAGUGGGAAAAGUAAUUGCCGAUAUAAAGACCCAAUAUCGUUACGACAAAUUUGAUUUGAUUUUACAACCAAAUUCCGGCACUGACUUGGUUUACUUGAAUGAUCAUCAACCGGAACUAUUGUAUAAUGUGCCGGGCUUUGAGCAGAAAGAAAAGAAUUACUUUAUUUUAUUUCCCGCCGGCAAAUGGGACGGAAACGUAAAGUUCCGUUAUGAUAUAGCUAUGGGUAAUUCUGCUCAUGCUCUGCCCAAUGGAAGCGCAGCACCAAAAAGCCUUAUUAUGUUUAAUGACCACAAUAUCAGUAUAAAUAACAACGGUGUCGAUAUCAGUACCAGUACCAGUAGUAGCAGCAAUAUUGAUAAUAACAAUGUAAAUAAUAUUGCAAGUAGUGGCGUGACUAAUGGCGCUAAUGGCUCCAUAAAUCAUUCAGAUGAAGAUAUGCCUGUUCUGAAUUCAAGAGGGAUGCAUAUUCCAACGAACGAUGCAAAUGUUUCGCCACCAUCGUCAAUGACUACCGUAACGAAUGCCACAAAUACAGAUUCAUUAAACCUUAGUCCCAUGUCUGAACCGGAUCCGUUGUCGGAUGAUGACUUAGCAUUGGGCGCAUCAGCCAGUCCCCCAGAGACCGAACCCAUGCAAUGUGGCGCGCCUCUCUCUCUCGCGCACACAUCGUCGCCGAACUUCAAUUUGAGUCAAUAUGGAGUUUAUCGCGACUUAUCAGAUACCCUAAUUGAGGCUGAAAAAAAAUAUCGUUUAUCUUCGUUGCCUUCACUUUCCCCUGCCGCUGCUGGAAUAUCAAGCAACAAUGGUUACGUAGGUCUGGUCAAUCAGGCAAUGACAUGUUACCUUAAUAGUCUUCUGCAAGCUCUGUUUAUGACGCCGGAAUUUCGGAACGCGCUCUAUCGCUGGGAAUUCGACAACGAUCACGAGGCCAAAAAUAUUCCCUAUCAAUUGCAGAAACUCUUUCUCAAUUUGCAGACAUCGAAAAAGUCAGCUGUCGAAACUACUGAUUUAACUCGGAGCUUCGGUUGGAAUUCAUCGGAAGCAUGGCAGCAACACGACAUUCAGGAACUGUGCCGGGUUAUGUUCGAUGCUCUCGAGCAUAAAUUUAAAAAUACCAAACAGGUUAAUCUUAUAGCCAAUCUUUACGAAGGUAAAAUGAUUGACUAUGUAAAGUGCUUCGACUGCAAUACGGAGAAAACACGAGCCGAUACCUUCCUUGAUAUACCUUUGCCAGUACGACCUUUUGGGAGCACAGCUGCUUAUGGCAGCAUUGAAGAAGCUUUACGAGCCUUUGUACAGCCAGAGACAUUAGAUGGCAAUAAUCAAUACUUCUGUGAGAAAUGUAACAAAAAAUGUGAUGCUCAUAAAGGAUUAAAAUUUAAAAAUUUCCCAUAUAUAUUGACUUUACAUUUGAAAAGAUUCGAUUUCGAUUAUCAAACAAUGCAUCGCCUCAAACUGAACGACAAAGUUACUUUUCCACAAGUGCUAAAUUUAAGCACCUUUAUAACGUCUGGGGGGAAUGAAUCGGCUCAAACGAACGGUAGCAUUCCGAAUGGAUCAUCAGCUACAACGGAUGAUUGUAGCACAACGGACAGCGGCUCUGCUAUGGAGGAAGAUAAUUGGAGCAGUGGCAUAACUACGACUAACUCUAUUUACAACGUAAUCGACAUGAACGACGAGGACCAGGACGAGGGCAUCGAUAUGAGUUCAAGCACGGAUCAUCGCAAUCGCAUUAACAGUAGUCAGCAUGCCAAAAAUGGAUCUAAUCAAUACGCAUACGAAUUAUUUGCGAUUAUGAUUCAUUCGGGUAGUGCGUCCGGAGGUCACUACUAUGCUUACAUUAAAGAGUUUGAGAACAGUGAAUGGUAUUGUUUUAAUGAUCAGUCAGUCACACCGAUAACACAAGAUGAUAUACAGAAAUCGUUCGGCGGUGGCUCCAGCAAAGGUUAUUAUUCCAGCGUUUAUAGUUCAAGUACAAAUGCUUACAUGUUGAUGUACCGGCAAAUCGAUCCAAAGCGUAAUGAAAAGGUUUUAAGGGUUGACGAUUUUCCAGCACACAUUAAAACGCUCGCUGAGAAACUUGGACACGAAGAAGAAUUGCGAAUAACACGAAGUGGUGGCGGGAGCGCUUCUAGCAGCAACGCUCGUCAUCGUCCCAUUUCGGAUUUAGCGUUACCGGAGCAUAUUAAGCCACGUGUUUACUUUUACAAUCCCGAACUAAGGAAACUAAAAAUGACUAGAGUAUAUAUUACGCAAAAGUUCGAUCUUAAUAGUGUCUUAGAGUCCGCAUAUCAAAUGCUGAGUGUAGAGCAAUUUGCGCCAUUAACACACUGCCGCCUUGUCGCUUAUGAUCCCGCAGCUGAGCGCAUAAUACGAUCGUUUGAAAACACCACUAACACUUUGUUUAAUGAAAUUCGAAAUGCUGGUGAUGACCCUAUAGAAUUUUUGUUGGAAUAUAGAGCUGAUGGCCAAGAGUUUGAAAUUUAUGAGCCGGAUGGUGCAACGUGGUAUGUUUUCAUGGUCAAUCUAUCUACAAUGGAAAUGGACGGACCAUUUUUCGUAUAUUCCCAAGCCUUAGAAAACAAUCCCAUAUUGAAGCGCUCAAUAGCCACGCGUUUGAAUGUAAGUGAAGAACAUCUACUUGUGGCAACUACUCAACGUCAUAAGAAGGCUUUUGCUGCCUGCGAUCUGUUACCUAAUACUGAAACACAACAACAUCUACAGAAAUUAGCUCGUUCACGGUUCAAGGAUAUCACAUAUUUAUUUUUGAAUGUACCCAGUACGGAUGCGACGAACUUAGAGAUAAUUGAUAUACCGUAUGACGGUAUAUCAGCAAGGCAAGAUCAGCUAACCCCAGCUGGAGAUGCGGUGCCUGAUGGAUCCAGUGCUUGUACCGAAAUCUACGACUCACGUGCAUCCGGAGACUCAGCACAACCCGCUAACUUUUCACAUAAUCUUGAUAACCUUGGUGGCAAUAUCCUUACCACGCCGGCCUUAAAGUUCGCUGUUGGGCAUGAAUCCAAUUCUGAGGAUAGUAGUUUAAGCGAUGGCGAUCGUACUCUAGUUGAAAACUUACAAAAUCGGGGAGGUGGCGACAGCCAAAUUUCUAGCACUAGUCAUUCGCCUCAAUUAUCAAGUCCCGAAGAUGAGAAUCGCCAGGAUUCUAUCAACCGCGUCAAUGCCUUCUACAGUGCCUGCUAUGAAUUAAGCCAAAGCGAACCAGUCGUUGAUCCACAGGCGACACAAUUCUUUCACGCGAUCAAACUUGACGUUAUGGACACAGCCACUCUUCUCUCCAAUAGACACCAUAAUCCAUAUAGUGACCUGGACUCGGGCGAAGAUGUUGCUCGUAAACCAAUGCGUUCAUAUAAAAUCCUUGUUGAUUCCCACAUGAAAUUAAGUGUUCUUAAGAGACAUAUAGAGCGCCUUAUCAACGUCCCGCAAAAAUAUUUUCAAAUUCAUCAUAAACAUGACAAGAAACUCCUCAGCAUGUCUCAGUCGCUGGUUUACUUUAGCGAGGGUGAAGUAUUGAGCGUAGAGUUGGGCAAAGAGCUUUUGCCAGAGGAGCAUCGAGCAAAAAUUUAUUUUAUGCGCUUGUCGGAAUUUAACAACGAUACGGCACGAGUCGCCUUUAUCUGCGAAUGGAUUUAUACGGACGCUACGCCAGUCAUAGUAGCUAAGAAAGCAUUAAUAGCCAAACUGCAACGCAUUGACGGCGUUAAAUAUAAAACGCUCACAUUAGACAAUUGUCGGUUAUGGCUUAAGGGUGGUCGCAGCCCUAUUAGAAUAUACGCCGAUAAUGAAACUAUGGGCAGCGAUGUGCUUUCAUCAGCUUCAAUGGAGUUCAUUAUACAAGAAUGUGAAGACGGAGUUUCACCAAACAUUGGGGAGGAUGGUUUAGUCAUAUUUGUGCGUCGUUGGUAUCCCGAUACAUUGGAAUUGGGGCGAUUCCAAGAGAUUGCUUUGGAAAAGCACAGCGAAAUACAGAAUGCUUUAUCAAAAUUGUCUGGCAUACCAGAAGAAAAUAUUGCCUAUACCAAGGUAAAUGGCUACUUCCCGAAUACUAAUGUUUCCCUUUUGAGUAUAAAUAAUGCUAUGAGCUGGAUCUCAAUGCCCGCCACGGUCGACAAGUAUCCAUUAAUUAGCACGGUCACCGGAAAUAUGUACUUUUACAAGGAUGUAACAACAACUGCCAAGGAACUAACAAACGAAGAACGUAGAGAAUGGAGUGCUAAAGAAAAAUCCCGUCUUGAUCGUCUGGGAUGUAUAUCCACAUCUAGAUUUUCUCCUCGGCGUGAACGGGCACUCAAAAUUUACUUAGACCCUCCUGCUGCUGGCACCAAUAGCACAACGGUCAUGCCACCGCCAGAUGCCAACACCACAAUGAUUGACGAUCUAUCUUAAAUUAGCAAAGGACGGAUUUUAAAAAAAAAUGCGUUAUUUCACUUCGCUUUUGUAGGAAUACUAACAUAACACGAUAUGAUUGAUAAUAACAGCAAUAUCAAAAUUAGAAAAAGUGUUACUUUAUGUUGCUUUCUUUAUAAACCGAACUCCAAAAAAAAAAAACAAAAACAAA